This is a messenger RNA of Saccostrea cuccullata (small rock oyster), 1951 nucleotides long. Its product is annotated as calcitonin receptor-like. Bases 499 to 1752 code for a protein of 417 amino acids. Lineage: Eukaryota; Metazoa; Mollusca; Bivalvia; Ostreida; Ostreidae. The record is from RefSeq and is a predicted model, not a curated record. Gene Ontology annotation, biological process: adenylate cyclase-modulating G protein-coupled receptor signaling pathway; cell surface receptor signaling pathway. Gene Ontology annotation, molecular function: calcitonin receptor activity. The transcript has 12 exons. Gene Ontology annotation, cellular component: plasma membrane.
UCGAUUGCGCAUGUUUAUCACUUAUAAGACAAUGGGUCAGAACUUAUGCAACUGGAGUCCAUGUGAUAUGGAAGGAAAGCGUGAUGUAUUUAACCCUCAAUACCAAAGCUAGGAAUGUUAGCGACUGGGUCAGCUUUAUACAGAUACAAGCGAUGAGCUGUUAUUUCCGAUAAAUAAUUCCCAAGCGAUAGGCCACAGGAACGAAGGAUAGAGUGAAAAGGAUACUGGAAAUAUAAUUAUUUAUAAAGUUGUUUUUACUUCUCGACUGUUAAAGCUAAAGAGUCAGGACAUAGAAAAAAACAUUGAAGAAAAGCUGGAAGGUUGAUAUGAAUAAAUCAUAAAUCUAUUACAAUUGAAUAUUUAAAAAUCAUAUCUUUACGAAGCAGUGAACUUGACACUAAAGUUUCAUAACUUGUGUGGAAAAAAGAAUUGGACAAUACUUAACGCUCAUUCAAAAAAGAAAAGGAGGAAUAUUAUCCGUAUUGAUGAACUUGCAAAAUGGAGAAGAAGAGCGUACUUUUUGAAAAUGAUUAUUUCAAACAGAUUCAUGCAUUGUUUGAAGGGAUUUGUUAUGAUGAAGUAAUAUCUAAGCCACCGCCAGCAGAUGGAAAAUUGUAUUGUUCCCCGAAACAUGACGAUUUUCUUGGAUGCUGGAAUUACACGGAGGCGGGAACAACGGCCACAAUUCCUUGUCCGGAACUUCCCGGAUUUCAUAAAACACAAAAAGUAUAUUUUGAGUGCACUAAGAAUGGAACGUGGUUUGUUAAUCCUGACACGGGAAGAGAAUACGCUGACUAUUCCAGGUGUAGAAACUACGAGAAUGCCAUAAAGGAAUUGGACGAAGAUCUUAUUCACAUCUACCUGACUAUUGCAUUAUUUUGCCUCUCUUUAGUGAUGGUCACCAUUUCUCUCAUCAUAUUCUUCAAGUUCAGACAGUUACGGUGUGACAGAAUCACGAUUCACAAAAACUUGUUCAUUUCGUAUCUACUUACUGACCUGAUUUAUCUUGUGUAUCUUUCAAUUGUUCAUUUUCUGGAAGAAGUCGUCUUGCAUAAUCCGGUAUGGUGUCAAAUCCUUCACGUUGUGACGCAGUAUGCUAUCGUCUGCAACUUUGCCUGGAUGUUCUGCGAAGGACUAUAUCUUCAUACCGUGAUAAUGAGCGCAUUCACUUCCGGCAAAUCUGUCAUUAUUGCGUGUCUAAUAAUUGGUUGGUGUGUCCCACUUUUGUUAACUAUAACCUAUGCAGCAGUACGAGCCUCACUGAACGAUAACACAAUUGCGUGUUGGAGCAGUGAAAGUAGUUACUUAUGGAUCUUGUAUGCACCAGUGGUUCUAUCAAUGGCGAUCAACGUGGUCUUUGUUAUCAACAUUAUGCGCCUUUUGAUAACAAAACUAAGACAGAUACCAGAAGUUGCCCAGACACGGAAGGGAGUUCGUGCUACCGCCAUUUUGAUUCCUUUGUUAGGAUUACAAUUUCUUAUUUUUAUCAAGCGUCCAGAGGAUAAAGAUUCAAUAUUGUCUGAAAUAUAUCAUUACGUGCUGGCUAUAUUUGUGCCACUACAGGGUGCGUUCGUAUCCAUAAUGUACUGUUUCUGCAAUGGAGAGGUUCAUUCACUACUAAAACGAAAAUGGAAUCAACAUAGAGAGAUGUUGCCAUGGAAGCAGAAGCGCACGCAGUCUACCAUGGUGUCGAAUACAACAUACACCUUGGUGGAUCAGAUGUCACAAGCCCAAACGUCUGUCCUUAAUUAAAUAGAUCAAAUAAAAGCCGUGCUUAAUUAAUAUUGAUUAUUAACAGACCCCUUGGUUAGCAGAGAAAAAUAACAUUUCAUGUACAGUUGUAUCUAUAAAUAGAAAAAAUACACGUAGAUCAAAUAAGGGUUCGAUUUUCAUUUUUUUUUCAAUUGGAACUCUGUAUGAAGAAACCUUUUCUAAGAAUGGAUAUCAUGUU